UACAGCGGAUCGGAUCUAUGUGUCAAACGCUACGUUUGCGACGGGUAUUCGUUAUCGUUGUUAUUAGAUGAUACUAAAUUAGUGCGUUAAUCAUUUGACGAUACAUCUAUGUGCUGUCAUUGUUUUCGGGGUUUAGUUCGAUAAAUAAGUAUUGAUGAUGACUGGGCCGUUCCAGUCGAUUGCGGCUGCUACCAUCCUUGGAUUUCACUUUCAUCCGUUCCUCGAAUGCUCAUUAUGACUGUGUCAUAAAUUACCUCGUUAUCAUAAACUUUUAACGACCAUAUCGCAUUAGUGCUGCCGGCAAGUUUGAAGAUAAAACGAAAUUAGAGCAGUGUUCGGAUAGCGGUAAACAAAGUACCUUUCUGGACCGGUGAUCAGAGCAGAUCAUUAUAGUUCGACUCAUGUGGCGCGGAUGAUACUAUUCAGGUAUUGAUCGAUGGCUGAGAGAAACAGCUACCUCAAGCUAAGUUUGCUUUGGGCCAUAUACGAAGCAAAACAGACGCGAAAAAUGAACGUCAAUUUUCCAAGCUUGUUUGGACUAAAUGUUGCACAACUUUCCUGAUACGACAAACACGAACUACUAGAGAAGUGAGAUAGUCCUACCAUUGAUGGCCACGCCUUAUGCAAGCUAACCGCUGGCUUUUAGGCCGCUCGUGAGUGAGCUGGCAAUUCGUCAUAUUCCGCUAACCUAACUGUGUCUAAGAUGAGUGCGACAUGGUAACACUCCAGUCUCCUGAACGUCUGCUCUUUUGAAUUGGUCCGGUGUUGACGCAUUCGUCAAGGACCUUCUUCACUGUAAAAUGUACGGCAUGAUUUUCAGAGCGUAUACGGCAGAAACACCUCGUACUACUUCAACAGCUUUUUGUUCUCAACGAAAGGUGAACUGUAGUGGAUGUUGGAAAUAUGCUUUUUUUCUUACCACCUGGAAUUUUCAACUUUAGGGGGAUCUGAAUCUGAUGUAAAAUUCCGCGCGCUGCACAAUGAAAUUACGAUGGACUUAUAGAGGAAAAGGAACACUUUUCAAUGGUUUAUGGAAAUAAACAAACAAUAAAGAUGAAUCUUAUUUCCCGAUUUUCGGUCUACCUUGAAAAGAAAGAUGAGUACAUCAGUGAGAACUAUGAACGAUGUAGAAGCGAUUCUCGAACAGUUGCUAAGUAAUCAGAGCAAUUUCAGCAGCCCAGACUUGGAAGGCCUGGGCUGGUAUCAUGACAAUGACUCGAGUCUCUACGAAAACCCACCGUCACAACUGUUGUUUGAGAGUAUACUGGCAAUUAUCUACACGAUCAUCUGCGUCGUUGGACUAUCUGGCAAUCUGCUCGUUUGUUGGGUAGUACUACGAAAUCGUCAUAUGCGAACUGUGACAAAUUUCUUUAUUACAAAUCUCGGAUUGGCGGAUAUCCUCCUCUGUACGUUAGCUGGACCCGUAACAGCUAUCGAGUACAUCCUAGAGGACUGGGUGUUUGGACAAUUGCUCUGCCAUUUAUUGCCGUAUUCGCUCGGUGUUAGCGUUUAUCUAUCCGUACUGACUUUAAUGUCGAUCGCCAUAGACCGUUACCUCGUCAUUUUGCACCCUUUUCGACCACGAAUGAAGGAAUUGACAUGCUUGUUCGUUAUCGCGCUCAUUUGGGUGAUCUCUCUGAUUUUAACACUUCCGUAUGGGAUGUUCAUGGCGAUUCGCCCAGCCACUGCCGAUGUUCCUCGUGAUAUCUGCUUCGAGGACUGGCCGGACGAGCGGUAUAGGAAGACGUUCACGUCAGCGACGUCGAUUCUGCAGUUUAUCGUGCCCUUCAUCGUCAUGGCACUUUGCUAUGUGCGAGUAUGCUCUCGGCUGGCGGUGCGUGCAAAGUACAUGCCUGGUGCCAAAUCCCAGCAAAAGGAAGAGCUCGAACGCAAACGUGCAAAGCGAACGAACCGUAUGCUGAUUACGAUGGUGGUGAUAUUUGGGGCGUCGUGGCUUCCACUGAACAUGUUCCAUGUGAUCAUGGACUUCAAUCCCGAGUACACGGCUUGGAAAUACGCAAAUAUUGUCUUCUUUGUUACGCACGCGAUUGCCAUGAGCUCAGCGUGUUAUAAUCCAUUUUUGUACGCAUGGCUCAAUGAGAACUUUCGUAAGGAAUUCAAGCUUGUCCUACCUUGUUUCUUUUCGAAAAAUGUCUUAAUUAAUACGAGUGUCCGUAAGACCAAUGGAAUCGAAGCUCCAAUGGAACCGACAGCCGUCAAUGCUGACCGGAGCAGCCGGCAACCAUUGCUUACCUCCAACGUUCAGCCACUCACAGAUCUGGCUGAAACGACAGCUAACGCGGGUCGGACAGAAUCUACCGUUUUGGCAGCAAAUCCCGUAUCUAGCUGUAACGUGUAGCCAUAUAAAUCGCCCUGUAUAAAUAACUCCAAGACAACAAAAAGAAACCGGAUCGGUAAACAAACGAGAACGAGAUAAGAUUACUAGCAAAAUUAGAGGAUACCAGGUAGGAGUGUUCUAGGUGAUAGUACCAAACUGUGACAUUGCGUAAUACGUCAUUAUUCGACGGAGUUAUAGCGGACUUUUAAUGCACAAAAGUGGGAGAAAACCGCAAGCAUAAACUACUAACAAAGCUAGUUAUACUGAUUAUUGGCUAUGUUAACUUCGAUAAUAAAGAGACACACAGUAAUAACAAUAAUGUCAAUAAUAAAUAACAUUAGGGCGCAAACUAAUAAACGUGGGUGACAAUGAGUGAAUGAAGUGAGAGUACAAUUGGAAAACUAGUAGAGGCAUGGUUUUUUUUCUGCGUCUAUAACUUCAUGUAAGGAUUUGCCUUUGGUGUACCGUUAUGGUGUACAUAUAGCCUAUGUACAAUCUCCUUUAUACUGCCGCGUUCGGCUCCAAGAGCAAAUGCGUAUGUAUUAUAGCGGUGAAGCGAUGGGGGCAUCUGGUCUCACGAAGUCUGGCCAAGACCUUUGUCGAACAACAAGUAAGUUCUUAGAUCACAUUACUAUGUCUUAUAGUACAGAAGCUAUGGCAAGUGGGAAGACCAGUGAUGAGGCAGGUGGUUUCUGUUAUUGUUCGGACACUAUUUGGCCUUUUUCUAUAUGUCCUGAUUGAGAAACGGGCCCGUAACGUAGCAUAAGCAGCAGGCACGCAACUGAUGCGGAGGGUAGUCGAAUCGAUGAUUGCGGCCGAUCGCAGUGUUUGCUUGUCAGUGAAUAUCAUGUGAGUCAAAAUCUGCAUAGGAAUAAAGCGUCUAAGUAGAAUAAAAGGUAGCACUGCAUAGCCGGAAAUACAAAAGAUUACGCUCGUGCUAUUUCUCUCUUUUUUCCAUUGCUACACCUGCUCCCUGCCCCCUUCCCUCGCCAACUCCUCUUUUUUUUUUUUGCUUAUUUUCAAAGCAUGACAGUCGCCGUGUGGAAGAGUUUGACAAGCAGGCUGGUUUGCACAAAAUAUUAUGUGAUGUUAAUGAAGGAACGCGGGGACGACUGGCUCCCUGAAUUGAUUGCGAUUGAAUUGGUAAUGCAGGUGGCAUAGCGAGCCUCGAUGUCGUCCCGGCAAUUUUUUUUCUUCUCAUCAGGGAGGUGUGCCGUGCCCCACGUAAGUGCUCCAGGUAGUGCUGUUUGGGUGGUGAAAAGAAAACGACCAAAGAAGGACGUGAGUGAAAAGUAAUUAGGUUAGGAAGUCGCUUAGAGGUCGCUGCAAGCCUUUCACAAGCCAAACAAAGCACAUGUAACAUUAAGUAUCUUUACUUUAAGUGUUUCACUAGAUAUAUGAAAACAUUGAGAAAUUCAUAUAAAAAACGGUAACAUCUAAGCAAAAAUCAUAAUGACACAGUAGCAGAAACACUACCUCAUGUUUGUUUACUAUUGCUAUGAUCAAUGAGAGUGGACUAUUGUAGCCCAGAAACUGUCGUUAGGUGAUGAGAUUUGACACACACAAAUGUUCCGUUUAUAUGCGGACUCUAUCUCAAAACUUACAGCGCGACCUUUAGCAAAGAUAGAUGGCAUUUUUAAAAUUUUCUGAUAUUGAUCCUUUGUACGACUCGGUAGAAUCUCAACUAUAAUAAAUAACGUAAUUAUAUUAUUCCAUUCAACAUCUUUUUUGUCUUAGCAUGGAAAUAGCGGUGGGUUACAAAUAAGCUAGGCACCAUUAUUUAUGCCUAUUGGCCCGAAUGCCAUGCGUAUAUAUACAUACAUGCAUACAUACAUGCAUACAUACAUACAUACAUACGUACAUACAACGUUCGAGACCCUACACCGCCCUUCGUGUAAUUUCUGAUGAGUGAUUCGAAUACAAAACAGCUGAGCUUCACCUAUGAGAGCCAAUGGCGCAAUGAACCUAUUGACGCACGUGGCAGAGACACAGGGAGAACACCAUCACUAUAAUUAUAUAUAAUUAUUAUUACUAUUCGUAUUAUAGGUACCCGAACAACUCCUAUAUGAAAAUAAUGAAAGAGAAUGGUAGGUAGCCGAAAAGGCAGUGGUAGAAAAGGUGUAUGUUCCCAUUAGAUAAUUACUUGAGAUGAUCAUUAUUAUUAUACAAAUAUUAUAGUUUUACUGUUCCGGAUAGAUUUAUAGAGCUGGUCGAUUUGCGAUUACAGAACAACGCCCUUUAAGAUGAAGGCGAAUGAAUAGAUAAUUUAGCAUACCACAUGGGGGUAUAUUAGGUAAGCAGUUACUUGUAUAUACUAGGUUAUUCACUUGUGUACGAUGGCCGAAAUAUGUACAUUUAUUAAAUGUUUAUUAUUGCUAAAUGUUAUAUAUGUAUGUAAUAAACAAACAACAAAAACCCGAGAGUGUCUAUUGUACCGAUUUUCCAAAACCAAAAAAAUAUGACAAUAAUGCCGAUGAUGAUAACAACAACCGUAGCGUCCAAUAUAUAUGCAACACCGUGUAUAUCUUUUAUUUUUUUAAAAAAAACCUAAAGACAAUAUCAUUGAAUCAUAUGUUGAUUUUAGUUCAAUGCUAAUUAUAACUAAUUAUACCUAAAUGUUAUUAUUCGACGAAGCGAUAAGUCGACCUAUUACAUAGACGCAAUUUAAGUAACCAAUAAAAAUCGCUGAACACUGUUAAAUGCCUAUAACACGUGUG
Messenger RNA from Varroa destructor (honeybee mite), 5055 nucleotides. Its product is annotated as prolactin-releasing peptide receptor-like. Gene Ontology annotation, cellular component: neuron projection; plasma membrane. Gene Ontology annotation, molecular function: neuropeptide Y receptor activity; neuropeptide binding. Gene Ontology annotation, biological process: G protein-coupled receptor signaling pathway. The record is from RefSeq and is a predicted model, not a curated record. NCBI's taxonomy places the organism in Eukaryota, Metazoa, Arthropoda, Arachnida, Mesostigmata, Varroidae.